AUGUUGAUGCCGACAGUCGCAUCCUAUCUGAUUUGUUUCGCUUCUUUGUUGGGGUUGUCGGCCGCUGAUGAAUACCAAUUCUUCCAAUCCCGUCCAGAACUGUUUCCACCUGUGUUAGAGAUCGAUAUAUUGAAAGAGGGGGUCACACCGGGAUAUAUUUUUGUCUCUCCCCAUCAUAUCCCCCGGUCAGGAGCAGCCAUCUACGACAACAAUGGGCAGUUAAUAUGGACAAGUCUAUCCAGUAUGCUGGGUGGGAGCAUGCACACGUUCAGUGUUUGCAAGUACAAGGGCAGCGACCAUCUCUGUUUCUUCCGGGGCGAUUCUUGGGCUACAUAUUACGCCGGCGACGCGCACAUUUACAGCAACGAGCUCGUCCCCGUCGCCACGAUCAAGGCACAGAAUGGGCGACCAGCGAUUGACAUGCACGAGUGCAAUCUGGUAGAGGACGGUCGUUCGAUGAUCGUCGACAUCUACCAAGUCGAACGCUACGAUCUGACACCAUAUGGUUUGACCUCCGGUGAGGGCUGGAUCAGGGACGGCCUCUUCCAAAAGAUUGACGUGGCCACCGGGGAGCUGCUGUUCGAAUGGUCCGCGCUCGACCACAUCUCUCCGUCCGAGUCAUACGUGGGGUUGGGCACAAACAUUGGCGCCACUGCUGGCACUGGCUUUGAUGCUGUGAGUGCUUGGGACUGGAUACACCUUAACGCCGUGGAUGAGACCCCGGAGGGCGACUAUAUCGUGUCCUGUCGACACACCCAGGCCAUCUACAAGGUCAGUGGAAAAGAUGGACAAAUUCUUUGGAGACUGGGUGGCAAAAAAUCGGAUUUUGCGCUUGAGGCUGGAGUGUUGUUCGGAUACCAGCAUCAUGUCCGAUGGCAUUCCUCGAAUGGCACCACUGAGAUAAUUACGCUGUUCGACAAUGCCUCUAACGGCGUGAACUUUACAUCACCAAGGGCAUCGGGGAAGAUCAUCAAACUGGAGCACAAUGCCACACCUCCGCGGGCCACUCUGCUGGCUGCUUUCCAGGGUCCUGAAGGGAUGAUAAGCCCCGCCACCCAGGGCAGUAUGCAACUUCUCGGCGAGCGUGCGGAUUUGGCCCGAUCAAACGUCUUGAUGGGCUGGGGUCAGGAGCCAUAUGUGACAGAGCAUCUACCCUCGGGCGAAAUCGUCUUUCAAGCCAAGAUCAACGCCACAGGAGCGAACCUUUACCGGGCAUUCAAAUUCAACUUCACAUCCAAUCCCUUCGACAACCCAGCUCUUUACACAUAUGCGUUGAACGCCGACGCAGCGCUGACCAUGUUCUACAUGUCGUGGAACGGUGCGACGGAAGUGGCCCAGUGGCGAGUCUAUGGGCGACAGAACUGUACAGCGGAGUGGAGCGUUUUGGGCACCGUGAACAAGACCGGCUUCGAAACCAGCUAUCAGGCGUCCGGCUAUUGGACUUAUGGCAUGGUAGAGGCACUAGACCGAGGUGGUCGCUCGCUCCGACACUCGGCUACCAACGGCGUUAAAACGUUUGUUCCAACUCCAAUCCUCGCCCAGAACUGCAACCAGAUGGGAUGUAAAGGGACGAGGCUGAUGGGUGUCGCUCCCGCGGGGCAGUCUUUCGAUCAGCCACGCGGAGGGUGUCCUUUCACACCUACCUCGAACAAAGCAUCUGCACACGGAGCACUCGAGCGAGUUGGCCUCCAUGGGGGUCUCGGGCUAGGCACGGUCCUGCUUUUCGCCGGAUUGCUUGUUUGUCUUCUGCUAUCCAUCGCUGCAGGCUACUUAUACUUUUUUACUGGCUUUUUCCGGUCGACUUCGGCCUCUCACACAUUGAUCCCCCAGUCCGACCCGGAAUUUGAAGAAGGGAUGGCUGAACGGGAAAGGCUACAGAAUCAGCCAGAUAAGUCAUGA
Messenger RNA from Capronia coronata CBS 617.96, 1899 nucleotides. RefSeq lists its product as uncharacterized. The transcript has a single exon. Bases 1 to 1899 code for a protein of 632 amino acids. The record is from RefSeq and is a predicted model, not a curated record. NCBI's taxonomy places the organism in Eukaryota, Fungi, Ascomycota, Eurotiomycetes, Chaetothyriales, Herpotrichiellaceae.